GAUUCCGCGGUAGCGGUGGCGGUAGUAGGGCGCCGAGUCUGGGGAGUGGCUCUCCCCUUCCCCCUCCCCCCCGCUCCCCCCGGGUUCGGUGGCGGCGGCUCCUCCCCCUGGGGGGGUGGUGCGACGGCGGUGGCACCUACGGCCAUGGCGGCAACCACUGCUAACCCCGAAAUGACGUCAGAUGUACCGUCACUGGGUCCAGCCAUUGCAUCUGGAAAUCCUGGGCCUGGGAUUCAAGGUGGAGGAGCCAUUGUCCAGAGACCUAUUAAACGGCGGCCGGGGUUGGAUUUUGAUGAUGAUGGAGAAGGGAAUAGUAAAUUUUUGAGGUGUGAUGACGAUCAGAUGUCUAACGAUAAGGAGCGGUUUGCCAGGUCGGAUGAUGAGCAGAGCUCUGCGGAUAAAGAGAGACUUGCCAGGGAAAAUCAUAGUGAAAUUGAACGGCGGCGGCGGAACAAGAUGACAGCCUACAUCACAGAACUGUCAGACAUGGUGCCCACCUGUAGUGCCCUGGCUCGAAAACCAGACAAGCUAACCAUCUUACGCAUGGCGGUUUCUCACAUGAAGUCUUUGCGAGGCACUGGCAACACAUCCACUGAUGGCACCUACAAGCCAUCUUUCCUCACUGAUCAGGAACUGAAACACUUGAUCUUGGAGGCAGCAGAUGGCUUUCUGUUUAUUGUCUCGUGUGAGACAGGCCGGGUGGUAUAUGUCUCUGACUCAGUGACCCCUGUUUUGAACCAGCCACAGUCUGACUGGUUCGGCAGCACACUCUAUGACCAGGUGCACCCCGACGACGUAGACAAACUUCGUGAGCAGCUUUCCACCUCGGAAAAUGCCCUGACAGGGCGUAUCCUUGAUCUGAAGACUGGAACGGUGAAAAAGGAAGGCCAGCAGUCCUCCAUGAGGAUGUGCAUGGGCUCAAGGAGAUCAUUUAUUUGCCGUAUGAGGUGUGGCAGUAGCUCUGUGGACCCAGUCUCCAUGAAUAGGCUGAGCUUCGUGAGGAACAGAUGCAGGAAUGGACUUGGCUCUGUGAAGGAUGGGGAGCCUCACUUCGUGGUGGUCCACUGCACAGGCUACAUCAAAGCCUGGCCCCCAGCAGGUGUCUCCCUCCCAGACGAUGACCCAGAGGCCGGCCAGGGGAGCAAGUUUUGCCUAGUGGCCAUCGGCAGACUGCAGGUAACUAGUUCUCCCAACUGCUCAGACAUGAGUAAUGUUUGCCAACCAACAGAGUUCAUCUCUCGACACAACACUGAGGGACUCUUCACUUUCGUGGAUCACCGCUGUGUGGCUACUGUUGGCUACCAACCACAGGAACUCUUAGGAAAGAAUAUUGUAGAAUUCUGUCAUCCUGAAGACCAGCAACUUCUAAGGGACAGCUUCCAACAGGUGGUGAAAUUAAAAGGCCAGGUGCUGUCUGUCAUGUUCCGGUUCCGGUCUAAGAACAGAGAAUGGCUGUGGAUGAGAACCAGCUCCUUUACUUUCCAGAACCCGUACUCAGAUGAAAUUGAGUACAUCAUCUGUACCAACACCAGCGUGAAGAACUCCAGCCAGGAACCACGGCCUACACUAUCCAGCACAAUCCAGAGGCCACAGCUGGGUCCCACAGCUAAUUUACCCCUGGAGAUGGGCACAGGGCAGCUGGCACCCAGGCAGCAGCCACAGCAAACGGAAUUGGAUGUGGUACCAGGAAGAGAUGGACUGGCCAGCUACAAUCAUUCCCAGGUUUCUGUUCAGCCUGUGACAGCCGCAGGGCCAGAACACAGCAAGCCCCUUGAGAAGUCAGAUGGUCUCUUUGCCCAAGAUGGAGAUCCAAGAUUUUCAGAAAUCUACUCCAACAUCAAUGCAGAUCAGAGUAAAGGCAUCUCCUCCAGCACUGUCCCCGCCACCCAACAGCUAUUCUCCCAGGGCAGCACAUUCCCUCCUACCCCCCGGCCGGCCGAGAAUUUCAGAAAUAGUGGUCUGGCCCCUCCUGUAACCAUCGUGCAGCCAUCAGCUUCUGCAGGGCAGAUGUUGGCCCAGAUUUCCCGCCACUCCAACCCCACCCAGGGAGCAGCCCCAGCGUGGACCCCUAGCACUCGCCCAGGCUUCUCUGCCCAGCAAGUGGCCACCCAAGCCACAGCCAAGACCCGUUCUUCCCAGUUCGGUGUGGGCAACUUUCAGACGCCAUCGUCCUUCAGCCCCAUGUCCCUUCCCGGUGCUUCCACUGCGUCCCCUGGUGCCGCUGCAUACCCUAGUCUCACCAGUCGGGGAUCCAGCUUUGCUCCUGAGCAGGCCGGGCAGACCACAGGACAGUUCCAGACGCGGACAGCAGAGGGGGUGGGAGUCUGGCCACAGUGGCAGGGCCCGCAGCCUCAUCAUCGUUCAAGUUCCAAUGAGCAACAUGUUCAACAGCCAUCAGCACAGCAACCUGGCCAGCCUGAGGUCUUCCAGGAGAUGCUGUCCAUGCUGGGGGAGCAGAGCAGCAGCUACAGCAGUGAAGAGUUUCCCGACCUGACUAUGUUCCCCUCUUUUUCAGAAUAGAACUAUUGGGGUGAGGACAAGGGGUGGGGGAGAAAAAUCAACAUUUGUUUUUAAAAAGCAAAUCUUUUUGUAAACAAUAAAAGUUCCUCUCCCUGCCCUUCCCUCACCCCUAAUGUGUACCCCCUUUCACUUCUGGCCUUUCCCUUGCCCUCUUGCCCUUCUGAGAUAAUUUAUAGAUGAGAUGGAGUGAGUCCUCAAGACUUUGGGGACCCUUUGCAAAACUGAAGCUGGGUGAGGUUAAGACUGCCUUUCCUAUGUCUCCUGACCAGAAACUUGGGCAGAGACAACUUGCGCUAAGUCCACAGAGCAGAGGAACCUGACGUCCUCUGCCUCGGAUCCCAUGGCUUCUGUUUUGGAAAGAAAGUCUGAAUUAGGUAGGGGAGAGGAGAAAUGUCCUCAGACUGAGGACCGUGGAACGUGGUAAGGGUACAUGGGGCUUUAGGAAGUGAGCAAAUGCUCCUUCUGCUGCCUGUGAGCAGUUCCUCUAGAAAGAAACAUGGGUGAGGAAGUGAGAGAGUGAGUGAGUGAGUGAGUGUGUGUGUGUGUGUGUGUGUGUGUGUGUGUGUGUGUGUACACACAUGUGCGUUUCUGUGUUUCUCCCUACUAGGGAGUUAUGCAAAAUUUGUCUCAGAUGUUAUCUUCGUCUUUCUCUGUUUUUCAGAGUCCUAAGGAGUUAAAUCUUCCAGGUAUUUUUCACUUAGUAUUGCAGCCAAAGAGUGUUUAAAUAAAUGUCUUUGCUGCACU
Molecule: messenger RNA, 3264 nt
Organism: Pteropus alecto (black flying fox)
Lineage: Eukaryota; Metazoa; Chordata; Mammalia; Chiroptera; Pteropodidae
Gene: ARNT
Product: aryl hydrocarbon receptor nuclear translocator
Exons: 22
Coding region: 145-2520 (791 amino acids)
Biological process (GO): regulation of transcription by RNA polymerase II
Cellular component (GO): nucleus; cytoplasm; transcription regulator complex
Molecular function (GO): protein dimerization activity; DNA-binding transcription factor activity, RNA polymerase II-specific; RNA polymerase II cis-regulatory region sequence-specific DNA binding
Source: RefSeq, a predicted model, not a curated record